AUGUACGAAUUGCAAUUAGGAGAUUUGAUUGGGAAUGUUUAUAAAGUUAAGAAACUUCUAUCUUAAGGUUCCUUUGGUAGGGUAUAUUUGGGAAGAAACAUAGAGAGUGGAAUGAAAGUCGCAAUAAAGGUUGAAAAAUAGGAAAUAAAGAGAGGUUAGUUGAGACAUUAUUAGUAGGUAAAAAUAUUGAAGAAAUUACGAGGUAUAUCUUAAGUGCCAUAGUUACUUUGGCACGGAAAGCACAAUGAAUUCUAAGUCAUGAUAACAAAGAUGCUAGGAUUUGAUUUAAUUUAUUUCUUGAAAAAACACAAGAGAUUCUCAAAUGAAUGCAUUUUCAAUAUAGCUUAACAAAUGAUAGAAAUAUUAGAGAAUAUUCAUAAAAAGAAUAUACUCCAUAGAGAUUUAAAACCAGAAAAUAUUUUGGGUAAAAGACAUUCAGAUCAGAUUUAUCUAAUUGAUUAUGGGAUUGCAAAAGAUUUUGUAAAAAGUAAGAAAUAAAGUUAAGUGAAAAUUCCAUUUAUUGGAACAAGCAGAUAUGCAAGUAUCACAGCUCAUCAAGGAUUGGAGUAAUCAAGAAGGGAUGAUUUAGAAUCCUUAGGUUAUGUUCUGAUAUAUCUUUUCAAACAGAAAUUACCUUGGUCUAAUUAUGAGAACAGUGAAUAUGAUCGUUUAGAGAGGAUCGGGUAAUUGAAAAGUGAAAUACCGCUAAAAGAAAUUUGUGAAGGCUGUCCACAAUAAUUAUAUAAUUAUAUGAUUUAGGUGGCAGAAUUGAAUCAUCAAUAAGUACCAAAUUAUUAAAAGCUGAAGUCCAUUUUUUAAUCGAAAAUUAAUCACAAAUAACAUGUGAUUUUUGAUUGGUCAAACACUUAAUUGGCUAAUUCAAAAUCUAGUCAAGAUAGAACUAAAAAUAAUUUGAAAUAAAAUAAAUAUGAUAGUGUUUAGCAGAUAAAGCUAUCUAUUGAGAAGAUGAGUUCUAGACAUCUUCAUACAAUCACAUUCCAUGUUGACUCUAAUGCUUCUUCCUGUUUCAAUAGUCAACAAUCAAGCAGUAUGCAGCACUCUUUUGGAAGUCACCAAAGUGUAUAAGUUGAUUUUAUGAAUUCUGAUUCGAGUGAACAUACUCAAAAACAAGAAAUAAAUAAGAUAUCGACUUUUGAGGCUUUCUUAAUAACUGAUGACAUCAUGCCCAUCAAGGAUUAACUUUAAUUGAUGGAAUUAGAAAAUUAGGAUCUAGAAAUUAAACAUACUUUGCUGCAUUACCAUUCAGUCUAUUAUAACUUCAAAAAUCCAUUUUAGAGUUUGCUGCAACUAAGAAUGAAUUGA
This is a messenger RNA of Paramecium tetraurelia, 1323 nucleotides long. RefSeq lists its product as uncharacterized. The record is from RefSeq and is a predicted model, not a curated record. Lineage: Eukaryota; Ciliophora; Oligohymenophorea; Peniculida; Parameciidae. The transcript is spliced from 5 exons. Gene Ontology annotation, biological process: endocytosis; peptidyl-serine phosphorylation; signal transduction. Gene Ontology annotation, molecular function: ATP binding; protein serine/threonine kinase activity. Gene Ontology annotation, cellular component: nucleus; cytoplasm.